Chlamydomonas reinhardtii is the source of this 2910-nucleotide messenger RNA. RefSeq lists its product as uncharacterized. Bases 281 to 2314 code for a protein of 677 amino acids. The record is from RefSeq and is a predicted model, not a curated record. Lineage: Eukaryota; Viridiplantae; Chlorophyta; Chlorophyceae; Chlamydomonadales; Chlamydomonadaceae. The transcript is spliced from 7 exons.
CUAAGUCGGAGGAACACGCGUGAGUCUAGCAGUACCCCGGCGGGGGCGGGGCAAAACCCCACACCAGAGUGGAUGGCAGGGAUGGAUGGAUGGCACGAUUGCGAUUGGGCUCGAGCUGUCAUGGGGCUUUGAAGUGUUGCUCGAGCGACACCCAAGCUAUUUCAAGGCUUACUUGAGCAACACUGUCUACGCGGCCAGACUUACAACAUAACGCUGUGCCAAAACUGCUUGAGUCUUGACGAAGUUAUAAAAGCCCCGGCUCGCUGAGCCUUGGGCCAGGAUGGCUAUCAACCCCCCUCAAAAAUGCUUGAUUUGUAAUGAUGAGGUUACAGAAGCCGACUAUAGAAGAGAAUUGACAUGUAGUUAUGUAUCAUGUCCGAGCACCGAUCAUGGAUACCAUGAAGAUUGCAUUACGUCUUAUCUGAAGAAGCUGAAACUGCCAGUUGAUCGGCUGAUUGGCUAUCAAUGCCCAGUUGUAUUAGAUAAUGGUCGUCCCUGCUCGGGAAAGAUCACCCGCACGCACCACAAGCAGCCACAAAACCAGAAGCGCAAGGCGAAGCGCGUGGAAGAGGCCGCGAUUGCGGCGGCGGCCCCCAAGCCAAAGCCCGCGCCCAAACCAAAGGAGCCCAAGGCGCAGGGCGUGGCAGCAGCGACCUCGGCGAUGCGAUCAGGCGACGGCACCUACAUGAGCAACGCCCACGUGCUUCGCUCCGCCAGCGUCAACAUUAACAACGUCAAGUCAGCGCUGCCAACGGUCAAGGCCGUUCCUCAGGCAGUGGCUCCGGGCGCCGCCGCCGCCGCCCGCAUGGGUGCCAUUGCCGCCAACAGCGCCACGGCUCCGGAGCGGGUGGUGCGCAACAGGCUGGCAGGAGCCGCGGGCGCCAUCCCGGGCUGGGAGCCUGUGGGCAAGUCGGCUCUGGAUCAAAAGCGUGAGCUGGUGGCCAAACUCAAGGCGCAGGCCAAGGCCGAGGCAGGCAAGGGCAACAAGGCGCUGGCAGCCGCAGCUGCCGCCGCCACAGUCGCCCAAGCCGCCGGCCCGGGCAGAGCAGGCGCAGGCGUAGCCGCCCAGCGGGCAGAGUCUGAUGCGGCCAGUGGUGCUGAUGUGGGUCAGGAUCAGCAGGCGGCCGGCUGGGAGGUUGCGCCGGCGCCAGCGGCGACGCCGCGAGAAUUUGAGAUGCAGCAGGAGGAUUUCCCCGCGUUCCCGCUGGGGGCGGGUGCGGGCGGCAGGCGCGGCGCCGGCUCCGUUGCGACGGCUUCAAGUGCGGCGGCCCCUAGCGCCGCCACCGGUGGCCCCAUGGGCAGCGGCAGCAGCGCUGACGACGGGGACGGGGACGAGGAUGAGGAUAGCGAUGUGGACGAGGGCGCGUCGGGCACGGUGGCGGCGUCACUCAGCGAGGAUCCCGAGGCUGCGGCGGCGGCGGCUGCGGCGAUGGCUCUUGACGAGCAGGACCCAAUCGUGGCCACCGACCCCGUGUACAUGUGCGAGGACGGUACGGUGGUGGUACAGGACGGUGCCGGCACCUUCCUGCGCAUGGAGGACGUGUACGGCGCGGCGGCCGAGCUGCGCGGGUUCGCCGACCCCACCACCGGCGCGGUCACCUACGCAGUGGUCAUUCGCCAAAGCCAGAUGGAGUCACAGCAGGCGGCGGCGGCGGCAGUGGCAGCAGAGGCGGCGGAGGCAGAGGCGGCGGUGGCCGCUGUGGCGGCGGCGGAGGCCGCAGCCGCGGCGCAGGCGGCGGCGAUGGUGCAGCAGCAGCAGGCUUUGUUAGACGCAGCGGCGGUAGCUGCAGCAGCAACAGCAGCGGCGGCGGCGGGUGCCGGCGGUCUUCCCGCUGUGGCGUCUUCCGGCGCACUGGGGCGGCCGGCUGUGCCAGUCAGUGUGUUUGCGCCCGCUGCUCCCGCUGCGCCCGCUGCUCCCGCUGCCACUGGCAUGUACGCAAGCGCCCAUGCGGGCGCGUACGCUGCUUUCUACCAGCAGCACGACGAGGAGGAGGAGGGGGAGAUGCACGACCUGAUGGCGCUGCUGGGCGUCACCGCCGAGGCGCCGGCAGGGCCAGCUGCAGCUGCGUCAGCAGCGCAAGCAGCACCCGCCGUGGCAGGCGCAGCCAGCACAGCACUACCGUCGUACCUGGUGCCAGGAGGGGGCGGCGGCGGCGGCUACCCGUACGGCGGCGGCGGCGCGCCUGCGGCGCCGGCAGCGGCUGCCGUGGCGGCUGCGCCGUACUACAUGAAGGCGGGCGGCGCCGCGCCGGCGGUGGCGGCGGCGGCGGCGGAUGACGACGUGGACGACCUGAUGGCGCUGCUGUGCGUGUGAGUGUGAGUGUGUGAGGGCGGCCUGUAGAGUAGUGGAAUUUAGCAGAUGAAGCAGGCGUUGCGAGUGUUUGAUUUGGCAUUUGGUCGGGAAUGUUGGUUGUUGAGGAAGUCGGUUUUGCAGGCUGGCGCGUCGCCUGUGGGCGUCUUGGGGAAGUACUGUUGUUAGGGCAUGGCCGCUGCGAUGUGUCAGCAGGGUUUUUGGCGUGGACAAGGGGGAUUGAUUGGAAUGGUGUGUAAGGUGUUACCGUGUUUGUAGGUGUUCCGGUGGUUGGGGCAUGGUAGCAGUAGUAUCGCUGUAAGUGUUUGGGGCUGGCGGCAGAGGUGUACGAGCCUCCACUAGCCUCCCCACCUGGGGCUGAGCCCGGACUACGGCUGGCUGGGGCGCCAGGUGGAGUCGCUAGCACAAACAGCGCGGAUUUACUGGUCUCCAUGAGCAUUUAAGGCAUGUGGUGGUUCUUGACCGCAGUUUAAUGCAGGCGAUGUUGCGGCAACGGUGCGCCCGCUGCCCCCUGGGCCGGCGAGUGACACAACACGGAUUCUGCAGCACUGCGCAACGGGCCUGACGCACCGCCUGCCAAUUUGUAAAAUAUAUAAUAA